AUGAUUAUCUCACGAGCAGCUGGCCUGCUUGCUCUGCUCUCUGGAGCCUUCGCAUACAAGGCCCUCUCGGACGACGGCCUCCGCAACAUUGCCGAUCCAGGUAACGACUUUGACAUCAAACAGGGAGCCCUGCUGGCUCCCAUUCUGCAGCCGCGAGUGCCUGGCACUCCGGGCUCGACUGCUGUCCUCAAUCACUUUGUCGACUUUUUUCGGAAGGAGCUACCUAAAUGGGACUUGACUUUCCAGAACUCUUCGUCAACGACUCCCAUCUCUGGCGACCAAGAAACCCCCUUUGUCAACCUUGUUGCCACAAGGGAUCCUCCAUGGGCAGAACAGGGCCACGUCGGAAGACUCGCCUUGGUCGCUCAUUAUGACAGCAAGAUCGACCCGCCAGGCUUCAUCGGCGCCAUCGAUAGCGCCGCUCCAUGCGCUAUGCUGAUGCACGCUGCCAGGAGUCUUGAUGACGCUUUGACUAAGAAGUGGGCUGCUAUGGAGGCCGAAGGCGACAACGAGCUCGAUGAAUCGAGUGGCAUACAGAUCAUAUUGCUUGAUGGAGAAGAAGCUUUCAAGAUCUGGACCCACGACGACUCUAUCUACGGUGCAAGAUCAUUGGCCGAAGAGUGGGAGCAGACGAUGCAUCCUGCCACUUCAACCUACCGCACGCCGCUCGACGCUAUCGACCUUUUCGUCCUGCUCGAUCUGUUGGGCUCUGCAAACCCGAGAGUUCCCUCCUUCUUCAGAACCACCCAUUGGGCAUACUUAAACAUGGCAAACGCCGAGGCUAGGCUGCGCUCUUUGAAACAGUUGCAAACCUCGCCCUCCAGUCCUUUCCUGCGAGAAGCAAACAAGAAAGAGUCCGACAGAUGGCUUGGUGGUGCAAUUGAGGAUGACCAUAUACCCUUCCAAGCCAGAGGCGUUGAUAUUCUUCAUAUGAUUCCUGCACCGUUUCCUGCAGUAUGGCACACAAUGGCUGAUGAUGGAGAACAUCUCGAUAUUCCCACCGUCAAAGACUGGGCCAAAAUCGUCACAGUUUUUGCUGCUGAGUGGAUGGAAUUAGAUGGCUAUCUGCUUCCUCCCAAGAAGAGAAACCCACCUCCGGAAGCGGACAGGACUGAGUUGCAAUGA
Messenger RNA from Aureobasidium musti, 1125 nucleotides. NCBI's taxonomy places the organism in Eukaryota, Fungi, Ascomycota, Dothideomycetes, Dothideales, Saccotheciaceae. The record is from the annotation of a GenBank genome assembly.